AUAAUAAUAGUAACAUCAGCAAGUAGUUGAGGCAUACAUAUACAUAUAUAUAUUGUAAAGCAAGUCGAAAACAUGGCACGAGUGGGUGAUGUGACUGCUGAUCAGUUGAUCGCUGGAACGAGCGUUUUGUCCAGACCUGCAGAAGAGUUUGAAAAUGAUCCUUCUGUCGAGGCCAUGUGGGCUAUGAAAGCCUUCGAACACGCCGAAAUAUAUUUCAACAUCUUAUGUUCAGUGGAUCCCAAACUCUUACGACUCACCCCACAUGAUGAUUUGAUUUACAAAACGUUCCGGGAGUCGUUUCCAGACUUCAAAGUCGAUAAAAUCAAUGAGGAAGAUCUAAAGUCUCCAGAGGGAAAAGCGAAAUGGAGGCCGUUUUGCGAACAGUUCAAAGAUGUCGUCGAAGACUACAGUUUUGGCACAUUAGUUAGGGCGGAUUGCGACGGAGAAUACUCAGAGAAAAACAGCAUACUCACGUCUAGAAUACAGUUUUAUGCUAUUGAACUCGCUAGAAAUAGAGAGGGACUCAAUGACAAGAUUCGGGGAAAGUACACGCCCAGAAAAAUAACCAAUAAGUCUUAAUUUUUGUUUUAAAAAAUCGAAGAUCUUUGUGGAACAAUCAUGUUGAGACUGCGAUAAUUGCAAACUAAAACCGCUGUGAUUAGUUUUGCACGCAAAAUUUUGUAAGAUCCUCUUAUGUACGUAUGUUGUUAAGAUGUUUUAAUAAUAAAAGGCACCUUGUGGAUUCAAAA
Molecule: messenger RNA, 749 nt
Organism: Athalia rosae (coleseed sawfly)
Lineage: Eukaryota; Metazoa; Arthropoda; Insecta; Hymenoptera; Athaliidae
Product: protein PBDC1
Exons: 4
Coding region: 73-579 (168 amino acids)
Cellular component (GO): cytoplasm
Source: RefSeq, a predicted model, not a curated record